This is a messenger RNA of Melozone crissalis (California towhee), 2445 nucleotides long. It is a transcript of the gene MALT1, whose product is annotated as MALT1 paracaspase. The coding region runs from base 1 to 2445 and encodes 814 amino acids. Gene Ontology annotation, molecular function: cysteine-type endopeptidase activity. The transcript is spliced from 17 exons. Gene Ontology annotation, biological process: proteolysis. The record is from RefSeq and is a predicted model, not a curated record. NCBI's taxonomy places the organism in Eukaryota, Metazoa, Chordata, Aves, Passeriformes, Passerellidae.
AUGGAGCGCGGCGCGGCGGGGCCGCUGCCCCUCAGCCGCCUGGCCGGGCCGCUGCUCCGCAGGCUCAGCGAGCUGCUGGACCGCGCGGCGCCCGGCAAGGGCUGGCGGGAGCUGGCGCAGCGCGCGGGGAGCCGCGGCACGGUGCGGCUGAGCCCUCUGGACUUGGAGCAGUGCUCCCUGCAGGUGCUGGAGCCAGAAGGCAGUCCCAGCUGGAGUCUCCUGAAGCUGCUGGGGGAUCGGGGCUGCACUGUGGUGGAGCUGGCGGAGUCCCUGCAGGCCCUGGAGCACACAGAGGCUCUCCGGUGUCUCAGCCAUUCAGGUGUAAAGAUCGUUGUACAGCCAGACUCUCAAGCAGUGCUCUCUGGCCAGGUUGUCAAGCUGUGCUGCUGGGCAACAGGACACCCAUUUGUGCAAUACCAGUGGUUCAAGCAGGAAAGAGAGGUUCCCCAUGGUAAUUCUCCAGAACUGGUUUUGAGUCCCGUGAGUGUAAAGGAUUCUGGCUUUUACAUCUGCCGCGUGAACAGUGAAUCUUCUUUCAUGUUCAGUCGGUGGGCGCGCCUUGAAGUUUGUGAGCCUCAGGAUCUGCCUUGCGGGCUCUUAACAGGUUUGCCUGAAAACAAGUUGUGCAUUUGUAAUCAGCCUCAGCCACAAAACCUGACAGUGGGGGAUGCUUUGGUACUAGAAUGUGGAGCUGUUGGAAACCCAAUUCCUCAUUACCAAUGGUUCAGAAAUGGAUUUCCUUUGGCAAAUGGGAGCAAAAAUGUCUACACGGUAACAUAUGUGGAUGUGGGACAUCAAGGAACGUACUGGUGUCAUGUGUUCAAUGACUGGGAGGACGAAGACAGCAAGAAAGUACAAGUCACUAUAGGAAGGAAAGCUGUAGCAGUGGAGUGCACAGAAGAAGAUUUAAGUGAUCUUCAGGAAUCAGACCCACAAGAAGAAUCAAGUCACAGACCUGUGGCCACAGACAAGGUGGCUCUGUUAAUAGGAAACAUGAGCUACUGGAAUCAUCCCCAGCUCAAGGCUCCAAUGGUAGAUGUCUAUGAAUUGACCAGUUUGCUAAGGCAGCUGGAUUUCAAAGUUGUAUCUUUGCUGGAUCUUACUGAGUCUGAGAUGCGAAACGCAGUGGAUGAAUUUUUACUUCUCCUGGACGAAGGAGUUUAUGGUUUGUUGUACUAUGCUGGCCAUGGCUACGAGAACUACGGGAACAGUUUCAUGGUCCCUGUUGAUGCCCCGAGCCCAUACCGCUCGGCCAACUGCCUGUGCGUGCAGAACAUCCUGCGGCGGAUGCAGGAGAAGCGCACGGGACUCAACGUGUUCCUGCUGGACAUGUGUCGCAAAAGAAAUGAAUAUGAUGACACGAUUCUUAUCUUGGAUGCUCUGAAGGUUACAGCCAACAUUGUUUUUGGAUAUGCAACGUGCCAGGGAGCAGAAGCUUACGAAAUUCAGCAGCUGGGGUUGGCCAAUGGAAUCUUCAUGAAGUUCCUGAAGGACCGUUUGUUAGAAGACAAGAAGAUCACUGUUCUGCUUGAUGAGGUUGCAGAAGAUAUGGGCAAGUGUCCCCUUACCAAAGGCAAGCAAGCCCUGGAGAUCCGCAGCAGCUUGUCAGAGAAAAGGGCAUUAACUGAUCCUGUUCAGCAAAGCUCAUCUUCUGCAGAGUGCCUGGCACGGAACCUGCAGUGGGCCAAGGCUCACGAGCUUCCAGAAAGUAUGUCCCUUGAAUUCCAGUGUGGUGUUCAGAUUCAGUUGGGGUUUGCAGCAGAGUUCUCCAAUAUCAUGAUAAUCUAUACACAGAUAAUUAAGAAGCCCCCUGAAAUCACAGCUUGCAGAGCCCACAUCACAGACUUCCCACUUGACUUGGAUGUAGAUCCUAAAGAGGCCAAUAAAGGAACUCCUGAGGAAACUGGAAGCUAUUUAGUAUCAAAGGAUCUUCCCAAACACUGCCUCUACACCAGGCUGAGUUCACUGCAAAAGCUAAGGGAACAUUUAAUCUUCACUGUUUGCUUGCACUAUGAGUAUUCAGGAAUAGAAGAUUCAAUGGACGAAAGAAAGGAGAUUAAUGUUGGGAAGCCCCUUAUUGCUAAAUUAGGGCUUCACCCUGGAUUCAAACCCAAGAACUGUCUCCAGACAUGUUGCAUGCCUGGUUAUCCUUUUCAUAAUCCAGUGGAAUCGAGUCCAGAGGCAGCUGAAUACUACAUCCCUAGUCAUUGCCAACCCAGUUCCUCUCCAAGUGUUUACCAUCCACACUGUGCUUGCUCAAACAGCAUCACACAUCCAGAGGCAUGUUCCUGCAAUGGAACUGCCAGGAUGUUGGCUCCAAGACACGAAGUACAGCAUUACUCACCCACUGUGGAAAAGCAGAAUGUACCAGUAGAGACCACUGAUGAUACUGUUGAACUGGAAUUCUUCCUCUCUGACAGCCUGAGCCUCUCUGAGCAGCAAUAG